CAUCUGCGCUGCUGCAGGGCCCAGCCCGGCCGCCCGGGUGGGGCGGAGUCAACGCGCGGCCACGUCAGCGUCAGCGCGUGCUGGGCUGGGCGGCCGGGGAUGGCGGCGUCGCUCGGGGCUGAAGUGGGCAUUGAAGUGGGCAUUCGGGCGGCGCUGUUUGUGGCCUUCCUGGUGACCGAGCUGCUCCCGCCCUUCCAGCGGCGGAUCCAGCCGGAGGAGAUGUGGCUGUACCGGAACCCGUACGUGGAAGCCGAGUACUUCCCCGCCAAGCCGAUGUUUGUCAUUGCGUUCCUCUCUCCGCUGUCUCUGAUCCUCCUGGCCAGAUUUCUCAAGAAGGCAGACGCGGCAGACAGCAGACAGGCCUCCCUGGCCGCCAGCCUCGCCCUGGCUCUGAACGGGGUCCUCACCAACACCGUAAAACUCAUAGUGGGACGGCCACGGCCAGACUUCUUCUACCGCUGCUACCCGGACGGGCUGGCCCGCGUGGAGUUGAUGUGCACGGGGGACGAGGCGGUGGUGAACGAGGGCCGGAAGAGCUUCCCCAGCGGACAUUCAUCCUUUGCAUUUGCUGGUCUGGCCUUUGCGUCCUUCUACCUGGCGGGAAAGUUACACUGCUUCACGCCCCAAGGCCGCGGGAAGUCGUGGCGGCUCUGUGCCUUUCUGUCCCCUCUGCUUUUUGCAGCUGUGAUUGCACUGUCCCGAAUCUGUGACUACAAGCAUCACUGGCAAGACGUGCUAGUCGGGUCCAUGAUGGGCACGACGUUGGCCUACAUGUGCUACAGGCAGUACUACCCUCCUCUCACAGACGCCGAAUGCCACAAACCAUUCCAAGACAGGCAUGUGCUUCACGCCACACAGAGGAAACCUGGUGACUCCUGUUGUUUGGAUAUUUAAAAGCUGAGCCUACCUCAGUGGAAAAUGUCCACCAGUGUUCCGAAGAGGACCGUGCAUCCUUCCGAGGUACCAGAAUGGUAUAGCCACACGUUUUUGGCUCCUUGGUAACACCCCCGCUCCCCGGGAAAGGUGGUGAGCCAUUCAGUGGUGGCCCAGGGACACACUUCCCAGGCCGCAUCCCAGCAUCCAGCGCUUUCCAGUGGAGUUCAGUGCAGCUUUUGGAAGGCUAUAGCUAGAGUUAAUUACCAAAACUUAAUUUCUGCUUCUCAUAAUUCAAAAUCUUAAAAUCUAGGUCAUGACCUUUGCUUCUGUUUACUUCCCCUGGUGACAAUUCCAUCAAGCCUUCAAUAGAAAAAUGUCCAGUUCUGGCUAAUUGACCGUUGCUGUGCAUAUCUUAUCUGAAUCCAGUUAUCUGGUGUUGCUAUUUUGAACAAUGUAGGCACAGACAAUGUGUGAACUGCUAAAAAAAUGGUAAAAAAGAAGACAAUGGUCAAGUGUGGUUUCCGCACUACCAACAGGUGAUUGUUUCUACCUCAUCUACCCUUGUGCUCAGGAGCUCCUCACCCAAAUUCAGCUCUGCCACCUAAGGCAGGAAAGGAAAACGACAGCUAUCAUUAUGUGGAGGACAAAUGAAUUUCUGUCUCUCCUUCACAGGAUACCAUAGGACCUUACAGUUUCCUGUUUCUUGUGAUUAUAUUUUGAAAGACCUUCCUGUAACAUUAUCUUUAAUUCAUUAUCUUCCCUUCAGUAAGCCCACCAGUCAAAUAAAACAGUGACCGUGUGUGUCGUGUCCUUCGCACGCAAUGGACGGCUGGAGAGAAACACCAGCCUGCCGCCUUCCACAGGUGACAGAACUGCAGCCUCCCAGGCUGCUGGCUGAUGUUCACCCCCGCCACGGGUCCCUCUGCUCACCUUAAAACUGCCGAACUUUGCGUUCAGAACAAUCCCCGCCUACGAAAGUAAGAACACUAAUGAAGGGGAAAAAUUGAAAUAUUAGUUCUUUAACCAAAAUUUUAUUUCCUAAGCUUAUUUUAAUAAUAUAUAGGAGAAGAAAAAUAGUUACUGUAUUAGUUCUUUCUAUGAUAGAUGAGGCCAAGUAAAAGUAGGCAACUGAUCAGUACAAUUUUAUUUCCGUAUUUACCAAAGUUUUAAAUAUAAUCAUGUAAAAAACAAA
Chinchilla lanigera (long-tailed chinchilla) is the source of this 2068-nucleotide messenger RNA. It is a transcript of the gene Plpp5, whose product is annotated as phosphatidic acid phosphatase type 2 domain containing 1B. Gene Ontology annotation, molecular function: phosphatidate phosphatase activity. The coding region runs from base 100 to 894 and encodes 264 amino acids. Gene Ontology annotation, biological process: phospholipid metabolic process. The transcript is spliced from 7 exons. NCBI's taxonomy places the organism in Eukaryota, Metazoa, Chordata, Mammalia, Rodentia, Chinchillidae. The record is from RefSeq and is a predicted model, not a curated record.